GUCUAUAGUCUAUGGUCGUGCGUAGUAAAAUGUAAAAUGGCCGUCCGACUCGACCUGAAUGAGUGACGUUUCUCGCAAGGUGUUUCCGUACGCGAUUCGCGCCGCGCAGUGCUUCCAUGAAAAUUCGUGCGCGUCAACGCGCACGUCUGUCGCAGCGUGUACCGCGUCCGUCCGCAUCCUUGUCCGCGCCUAAGUUUCGGCCGAUCACGCGGCCAGAGACGUGCGCCUAUUUCCACGGCCUCCACGGCGGUUCAGUUUCGCCGCAAACGCAUUUAGAGGGGCAAUAUUUUCGGAAAAUGGAUACUCGAUGCAAAGCAUAGGUGUGCUUCCAAAACACUUUGCAUUACGCUAGAUUAAUCUCCGCAUUCUAUCGUGAGUUAAUUUCGAGCGAGACAGAUUCGAAGAGAUUAAUGUUACGAUGCGUACACACAGCAGAAGCUAGAAAUUUCGCGUUCCAUUGCUGUGUUUCAACGGAACUCGUAUUUUAUUCAGCGCUCUAUGUUUUGGCACGAGGCGCGAGUUGAUAGAGCCUACUGUGCGGCAGCUGCCAUGCCAACGUACCACAAUGCGGGUGGCGGAUACCCGAAUGUGUCAGCACCAGCGCGACAAGCGAAGCUCGACGGCAAUCAAAAUCAUCACACUAUCCCUUCAAACGUAACGUCCCAUCCCCUCAUACAAAACAGCACUCAGCAGCAGCAGCACAGCGUUCCUUCAAACCUGUCUGCAGGUAACAUUCCGUCCCAUCCAGUAUCACCGACGAUGACCACGCAUUCGAGCGUCACCACCCCGAACAUCACCACGCAUGUGAACGCUGCGUCCUCGCCGGUGAUUCUCACCUCGAACGCCAUUAAUCCGGGCACUAACACCACUGCGUUGCCGGUAAAUCCGCGACACGAGGUGAAGCUAAACGCGAUGCCAUGGUUCCACGGAAAGAUAUCUAGAGAAACGGCAGAAAGAUUAUUGCGACCGCGAGAGGACGGUUUGUUCUUAGUUCGCGAGUCAACGAAUUUCCCCGGAGACUACACGCUCUGCGUAUGCUACCAAGGACGCGUACAGCAUUAUAGGGUGAAAUAUAAAAACAACCAAUUGACGAUCGACGAUGAAGAAUUUUUCGAGAAUCUGGCGCUCUUGGUGGAACAUUACGAGCAGGACGCGGACGGUUUAUGCACACAGCUAACGAAAUCCCUACCGAAACAGGGCAAGCAAGAUUUCUGCGUGGACCCAAAGGCAUUUGUAGAAGCCGGCUGGGUGAUUCAGACUCAUGAGUUAGAAUUAAGAGAAUGCAUUGGAAAGGGAGAAUUUGGCGAUGUACUGUUAGGCGUCUAUCGAGGGGAGAGAGUCGCCGUGAAAAUGCUGAAGGAUAACAGCGAGGCGGCGCAGAGGUUUCUGGCCGAGGCGAGUUUAAUGACCUCCUUGAUACAUGACAAUCUGGUUAAAUUACUCGGUCUCGUCUUUAAUAAUCAACACAUGUACCUGGUUACGGAAUAUAUGAGCAAAGGAUCCCUGGUGGAUUAUUUACGCUCGAGAGGAAGAUUACACGUUUCUAAAAAGGAUCAGAUAAACUUUGCAUACGAUACGUGUGCUGGUAUGGCGUAUCUGGAAUCCAGACACGUUGUUCAUCGGGACUUGGCAGCGAGAAAUGUUCUUGUGGCAGAGGACAACUCCGCUAAAGUAUCCGAUUUCGGGCUGGCACGGGACGAAAACUUUUCUCUCGACGGUGGAAAGCUGCCAAUCAAAUGGACUGCACCAGAGGCUUUAAAACAAAACAAGUUUUCAAACAAGUCUGAUAUGUGGAGUUUUGGAAUCCUACUCUGGGAAAUUUAUUCCUUUGGUCGUGUGCCGUAUCCGCGAAUUCCAUUAGCCGAUGUUGUAAAGUGUGUAGAAAAAGGGUAUAAAAUGGAACCGCCAGAUGGAUGUCCUGCAGAAGUGUACGAUAUUAUGAGACAGGCAUGGGAUUUACAGCCAGAAAAAAGACCGAGUUUUCACGAUAUAAAAGUAACACUCGGCCAAUUAAGAGCUGAGUAUACCAAAGGCGUGAAUUAAAAAAAAAACUUAAUACAUUUAAAAGAAAACUUUAAUGAACUUAGCGAGAACUGAGAAAGCGGGGACUGAUGCGUCUGAAUGGUUUUUCGUUUUCGGAGCGAAAAAAUAGUGAUUCUGCAUAUUUUUAUUAGAAAGAAAAGAGACAGGACCUCUCUCGAUUGUACAUUGUAUACAAAAAAUAGUAUUCGCUUUGCUUAUAUUUAUUGUUACUUUAGUUUUUGAAAUGUGUGGGGAGAGUUUUAAUUUUUAUAUAGUAAUAUUUUUUGCACAAGUAUUAUCUAUGGUCAAUCGUGCCUUUGUCCAAGUUGACAUUCUCGACCAAGAAAUUCAACUUGUACAUAUAUCUGGACAAUGAAAUCCAGAUAUAUUCGGAAUAAAAUCAACAGAGAUUUAAAGAUGCGCAAUUGCCUACUUAACUUUCAAUGGUCAUGUUUCUUUGAAGUUUAUCAUGGCAAUGAUAAAAAUAACUGACUUUUAUAGCUCGUGACCAUCAUGGUUUUUCUAAGUAAUUCAAGUUUUUACAUUAUAGCACACAGGUAACAUAUAUGUACAAUGUAUUAAAUUUAGAUUCAUUAUACAUUACGCUAUGUAUUCACAUUUGCAUUUAUUUAAUCUUGGAUCAUUGGUUAUUAUCUCGUUCUUUGUUAAAAUUAUAUAAAAAAAUUUUAUUUGCAAUUUGUAUUAUUAUAAAUGUAAAAUAUAUAUUUUAGUAAUCAUAUAUUGCAAGUACUUGUUUAGUUUUUUAAGUUCUUGAUCAAAGAUUUGUCAUAGGAAAUAUUAAUUUUUAACUAAAUUAUAUAUAUCGCAUUUUUUUAUAACACACCAUUACUUUGAUUGCUUGUAAUGGGGGUGUACAUGUAUUUCUCUCUGUAAAUAUUUUUGUAUAUAUUUACUCAUCAAAAAUAAUAUUUGAAAAACAAUUGAUAUUGAUUGAGAGAUUUAACAAAAAAUUUUUUCUUUUUUUUUUUUAGGUUUAAGACUAACACACGUAUUAUGAACGAAUGUCCAUAUGCAAUUGUUGCACCACGCCAAAAAAUAAUUAUCACUUUAUUGAGAAAAAAUUUUAUAUAUCAAGUAUAUAUAUUGUUUUCAAUAUCAUUGUUUUUUGUAAUCUAUCUCUCUUUCAUUUACACAUACACAUACACAUUUUUCAUAAAAGAUUCUGCCAACAAUAAUAACGGACUAAUUUCGUGAAUGUUUGACGGCCGUAUCUCGCUAAAUAGUAGCUAUAAGAGCUACAGAGAAGAUCAAAUAUUUAUUCUUUAAGAUAUCACGCGCGAGUGACAAGAAAUCUGUAAAAUUGUAGAUAUUAAAUUCUUGUAUAUGUCACAUAAUUACAACAAAAAUUAAUAAAUUUUUCAUUAAUUAUAUAUAAAUAUCGAGAUAUCUAAUAUAUAUGUAUAUGCAACAAUCGUAAAAUACUGUGUAUUAAAUUGACACUGUAUUACGCGAUGAUUUGUUGAACUUUGAAAAGUGACGAUGGAGAUGUCGCUCAGUUCCUUUUAAAACGAGAUCUUUCAUAAUAAAAGCAGAGAUUGUCGUGACUGAAUAAAUACUUCACAAUAAUAGGUUCGAUCUUUCUUCCACAAGUGUCUCUUCAGUCUGCAGUUAGACGUAGUUCUAUAAGAGAUCUAGAGCAUAUUUAUCUUAAGCAUAUGGUCCGUUUGUAACUUUGAUAUUACAGUAUGUACUUGAAGAGUACAUGUAUUAAUAAUGUGUAUUAACACGGCUCUAACUGGCUAAUAUUUUGAAUUGCUUUUUCAUUGCAAAGUUUGAUAUUUGUAUGUAUUUACAAUUUGCGCAAACAUUAACUCUUCCACACAUAAAUAUGAAUUUCACAUUACUUGUAUAAAUUGUAACUCCAUUUUAUCUUCGAUAUUUCGAUCUAUGGUGAAGCAUUAUCUUGUUAUUCAUUGAAAAUCAUUAUACAUAUAUAAAGCAGUAUCAUGUGACGUUGGUUUUGUGUAUUUUGAUAUGUGAAUACGAUAGGAUUUCUCUCAUUAUUGCGAUAUUAGUUUUCUUACAACAACCAAUGCGUUAAAUUCGUUCAUUUUCUACUGAUAAGCGCUCGAUUUUAGGGAAUGUAAGAAAUCUAAUAUAUAUUAAAUAAAUAAAUUAGAGAUCGAAAAAUCACAAAAGAAUUAAAACCAUACUUCAUAUGCAAAUGUUCAUGUUGUAAUGAUUACAUGUCGGUUCGAUGCGAGUGUACGUGGAAUAUGUGACGAAUACUUUCUCUCAUUAUUUUGUAGAAAAAUUCGAAUUAAGCAUAAUUCUGGAAAAGCGCAUUGAAAAUUUUAUCGUCAUACACUAUUACUACGUCACAAAUUUAAAGAUUCUCAUUAGACGGCUAUAGCGACGAGAAUAGAUCACUGGCGAAAGAAUAAAAGUUAUUAAUAAAGGAACGAAGUUGUAUUGUA
Molecule: messenger RNA, 4460 nt
Organism: Formica exsecta
Lineage: Eukaryota; Metazoa; Arthropoda; Insecta; Hymenoptera; Formicidae
Gene: Csk
Product: tyrosine-protein kinase CSK
Exons: 8
Coding region: 499-2043 (514 amino acids)
Biological process (GO): protein phosphorylation
Molecular function (GO): protein tyrosine kinase activity; ATP binding
Source: RefSeq, a predicted model, not a curated record